Molecule: messenger RNA, 3524 nt
Organism: Amphiprion ocellaris (clown anemonefish)
Lineage: Eukaryota; Metazoa; Chordata; Actinopteri; Pomacentridae
Product: protocadherin beta-16-like
Exons: 1
Coding region: 1069-3471 (800 amino acids)
Biological process (GO): homophilic cell-cell adhesion
Cellular component (GO): plasma membrane
Molecular function (GO): calcium ion binding
Source: RefSeq, a predicted model, not a curated record
AAUCAUUAAUUAUUUUUGGCAUUCUCGCUGAAGUCCUUUUUUAUUAUUAUUUUUUGAGAAUUAUUGUCAGUGUCGAUUUCCUGUUGUGAAAGCUACAGUUUAUGUUUUAACUCUCAUUUGUUUCAUAUUCACUGCAUGUGAAACUUGGAUUUGAAGCAUUACGCAGAGAGGAUACACUACUAAGAUUUUUCCCCCACAUAUUUUUGCUGAAAACUCGGUGGAACAGUUUAGAACUAUCUGCCCAUACACAUAGACCUUUUUCUCAUACUUUCUUACAUCGUUAAUGAGUAUACGGUUAAAUUUCAAUGGAAUAUAUUGAGCUUAACAUAUUUUGGCGAGCACCAUUGUCUUUUGGGGGAUCAAUCAAAGACAUUUUAUGUUCAUUGUGGUAUUAAUGCUUUUUAUAAGCAAGACUAGUGCCACGAAUGUCUGCCGUUUAUCAGCAUUUAACAGUUCAGAACAUUGGACAGCGACACUCACGUUCCUCACUUCCUUCAUUUCCCCUUCCGGCCACACGGUUUUUAGAAGUAUUGUAGUGCUGGUUCAUGAUUCAGAAUUUUUGGCUAAGUGAUGAUUACUAAUUCACAUGUAUGAAUUUAUUUAAACAUCCUGAUUUCUGUAGCAACUAUAAGAGAAUUGGAACUUUGCCUCGGAACAUGAUCUGCAGAGUUUUUGCAAUAUCUUCAUAUAACCAUUGUGUUUGUAGUCAUUAAAAUUUAGUAAUUUUUUAAAGUAGGUAUUCUCAAUACAGAUUCAGUUUUGUUUGAAUCCUGUAGUUUUCUCAUCUGAACUCUUAGGGCCGCUGUUGACCAGAGUGUCGACAACUGGCAGCAUGUUUGUAGUAGAACCUCCCAUGCAGCGUCGACAUUAUAAAGAAAGAACACGACAGGAUAGACGGGACACUCGAAUACUGAAGAGUUUUUGGAAAUGAAACGUCGUCAUUGGAGCGUAUCUCUUUUGUGUGGAUAAUAGAGGCGCGAUAUUAAUGACUGAUAUUGGAAUCUGUAUAUGUUUUCUGGAAUGUAAAUUUUCGGAGCCACACGGGAAAAAAAAUAAUCGGAUAGAACAAUGGCCAGGCAAGUACUGUUGUUUGUCUCUGUGCUCUCCGUCAGCUCGGUGCUCGGGCAGGUCAGCUACACGAUUCCGGAGGAAAUGCACAAAGGAUCUUUAGUGGGUAAUAUCGGAAAUGAUUUAGGUUUACAAAUCAAACGUCUGGCAGCAGGUAAAGCGCGAAUUUUCACCCGAGACAGCGACGGGUACAUCGAACUAAACAGAGAAAGAGGAGUCCUCCUUGUUAAAGAGAGAAUCGACAGAGAGGCGCUCUGCAGACAGACGACGCCUUGUGCUUUACAUUUUCAGAUUAUUCUAGAGAAUCCAAUGGAAUUUUACACUGUUACAGUGCAGAUCACAGAUAUCAACGAUAAUGCACCAACCUUUGAAAAAACUGAAAUGAAAUUCAAAAUCAGUGAGUCAGCGGUGAUCGGUGCCAAAUUUGUUCUGGAAAGAGCUGUUGAUCUCGAUGUAGGAAUUAAUGAUCUGAAAAGCUACCAGUUAAAACCAACAGAUAAUUUUGCACUGAAGGUGCACAAUAAUGCUGAUGGAAACAAACACGUCGAGAUGGUGCUUCAGAAACCUUUAGACAGAGAGAAACAGGAGCAGAUAUCUCUCGUGUUGACGGCUGUAGAUGGAGGAGAGCCGCAGAUGUCAGGAACGAUGCUGAUCGCCAUCACAGUUUUAGACGUUAAUGAUAAUGCUCCUGUUUUUACACAGCAAACAUACAAAGCUACAGUUACUGAGAAUUCACCAAAAGGAACAGUUGUUGCUACUGUUACAGCCUCAGAUGCAGAUCAGGGUUCUAACAGUAAAAUUACAUAUUCAAUUACAAAUACGUUAGAUGAUGUUAGGAAAGUAUUUGAUGUAAAUGAGGAAAACGGUGAAGUGACUUUAAUUGGAAACAUUGAUUUUGAACAGUCACGAAACUAUCAAAUAAAUGUACUUGCUAGUGACGAAGGAGGACUCACGGAUUCAUGCAAAUUAAUCGUUGAUUUGCAAGACAUGAACGACAACAAGCCUGAAAUCACCAUAAUGUCAAAGUCAAAUGUGAUAUCAGAAGAUGCUGAACUCAAUACAGUUGUUACAAUGAUAAGCAUCGAGGAUUUAGACUCAGGAGAAAAUGGAAACGUAGAAUGCUUCAUUAACGAAAAUAUACCUUUUAUUUUAAAAUCAUCAACAAAUAAUUUCUACAGUUUAGUGACAGACAGUGAAUUAGACAGAGAGAGAGCCUCUGAGUAUAACAUCACUGUGACCUGCUCUGAUGAGGGAGUGCCCUCCCUCUCCAGCAGCGUCACUCUCACCUUACAGAUCUCUGAUGUAAAUGACAACGAGCCUGUCUUUGAGAGGAGCUCAUAUGAGGCCUACAUUGUAGAAAACAACACACCAGGUGUGUCUAUAUUCACAGUGAGAGCCACAGACGCUGACUGGAACCAGAAUGCUCGUGUUUCUUACAUUCUGGAGGACUCCUCAGUGAACGGAGUGCCAGUCUCCUCAUAUGUGUCCAUCAGUGCUGAUAGUGGAGUCAUCCAUGCAGUGCGCUCUUUUGACUACGAGCAGAUCAAAGACUUCCAUUUCCGUGUGAAAGCUCAAGAUGGAGGCUCUCCUCCACUCAGCAGCAAUGUGACAGUGAAAAUCAUGAUCCAGGACCAGAACGACAACCCUCCUCAGGUUCUGUAUCCAGUCCAGACUGGAGGCUCUGUAGUGGCUGAAAUGGUGCCUCGUUCAGCAGAUGUGGGCUAUCUGGUGACCAAAGUGGUGGCUGUUGAUGUGGACUCUGGACAGAAUGCGUGGUUGUCGUAUAAACUGCAGAAAGCCACAGACAGGGCUCUGUUUGAAGUGGGCUCCCAGAAUGGAGAGAUCCGAACCAUCCGCCAAGUGAGUGAUAAAGAUGCAGUGAAACAGAGACUGAGUGUUAUAGUGGAGGACAACGGUCAGCCCUCUCGUUCAGCUACAGUCAUUGUGAACGUGGCGGUGGCGGACAGCUUCCCUGAAGUUCUGUCGGAGUUCAGUGAUUUUCCACACGACAAGGAGUACAAUGACAACCUGACUUUUUACUUGGUGUUGGCUCUGGCUGUGGUCUCCUUCCUGUUCAUCACGUGUUUGGUGGUUAUUAUCUCAGUGAAAAUCUACAGAUGGAGACAGUCUCGCAUCCUGUAUCAUUCCAACCUGCCUGUGAUUCCAUAUUAUCCUCCACGUUACUCAGACACUUUGGGGACAACAGGGACUCUCCAACACGUGUACAAUUACGAGGUGUGCAGGACGACAGACUCGAGAAAGAGUGACUGUAAGUUCGGCAGAGCUGGUAGUCAGAACGUGUUGAUCAUGGAUCCCAGUUGUUCAGGGACGAUGCAGCGGAUGCAGAGUGAGAAGAGCAUCCUGGAUGAACCAGACUCUCCUCUCGAGGUGAGACUGCUUUAACAUUGUUUCUACACCCGAAUAACCUUUUUUAAAAAAAAAAAAAAAAAAAACAA